Coccinella septempunctata (seven-spotted ladybird) is the source of this 1096-nucleotide messenger RNA. RefSeq names its product divergent protein kinase domain 1C (gene aln). NCBI's taxonomy places the organism in Eukaryota, Metazoa, Arthropoda, Insecta, Coleoptera, Coccinellidae. The record is from RefSeq and is a predicted model, not a curated record. Bases 63 to 1055 code for a protein of 330 amino acids. The transcript has 2 exons.
AAUCAAUUCAAAAUAAUAGACCCGUUGGAAAUCUGUGCUUCCCUUUAUGCAUCAAAGAAGACAUGAAUUCCGUAUCUUGUUACUCCUUCAAAAACACAAAAAGAGUGAAAUUCAAAGCCGAAUGGAAGGGUACCCAGAUCGUCUUCAAAUCUCCGGUAGAAACGACGCCGUUUCAUUGGUACGAGCACGGGAAGAAAGUUUAUCCAAGCGAGAAGCAAUUCUUGACAGCACUUCGAGCUGUUGUGAAGAACAAACUGAACCUCAAUAUACCGGUGAACACUCUCAUGAGGACAAUGAAGAAGAACAUUCAUUCUAGAAAUUUUGAUGUAUUCAGUCAAGAAGAGAUCGAUUCGAUGUCUACAUUAGUCCAAGACAACGAAUUUCUAGUUCUUACUUUUUUUUCUGGAAAUGAUAUAUUUCCAAGACUGGUCGGUACUUGUGGUUCCUACUAUGCUACAGAAUAUGUCGAACCGAUACAGGUCAAAUCUUCUCUACUGGCCCUAACGGACAACGUGAAAGAUUGGAUUUGGAGGCUACAAAUCUCAACUCAAAUAUUGGAGCUAUUGAAGAAGCUGGAAACUGAUUUUCAAGAGCCCAUUCAUCUCUGUGAUAUCCAAAUGGAACAUUUUGGAACCUACCAACAAGAUGAAAGUCUUAGAUAUCUGGACCUGAACCAACUGUAUUCCAGAACAAUCAUCAAUAAAUUCUUCCGAAAUGUAUCUUGUCAGACCGACGAAGACUGUGAUUUUUUCGAUUGUAGAAGCAAAUGUAGCCUUCAGACCAAAACAUGUGCACAUGGGGUGACAAAUAAUAACUUUCAAGUAGUGUGUGAAAAACUAUUCUUGGGUUGGAGGCGGUCUAAUACUGUGAUAGUGCCUGGGUUACUUUUAUCUCAGCAUACCCCUUCGGAUUUGGCUGAAGUUGUGAGACAGUGCGCUAAUCCAGAAAAUGAAGUGGGAAAACCGAGAAAAAGCCCGGACGGAAAUGUCAUAAAGAGAAUGUACGAAUUAAUUGUGGAAAUUGAACAAACAUUUGUUAGUCGAACAUCUCUCUGAGUCCAUUGUAAUAUAUCAUAUUAUUAGUACAUAAAAAUAAA